Molecule: messenger RNA, 1075 nt
Organism: Cyclopterus lumpus (lumpfish)
Lineage: Eukaryota; Metazoa; Chordata; Actinopteri; Perciformes; Cyclopteridae
Gene: spic
Product: Spi-C transcription factor (Spi-1/PU.1 related)
Exons: 5
Coding region: 33-866 (277 amino acids)
Biological process (GO): regulation of transcription by RNA polymerase II; cell differentiation
Cellular component (GO): nucleus
Molecular function (GO): DNA-binding transcription factor activity, RNA polymerase II-specific; sequence-specific DNA binding
Source: RefSeq, a predicted model, not a curated record
UAGUGCGUCAGCGAUCACCUCUUGGGACUGAAAUGGCAUCAACUGAGGGAAACUCUCAGACGUUCAAGAUGAUGUCUUUGGACAACGACAUCAACCAACACUUCCAGGAUGCAAUUGAUGUGAUUCAACAGCAUUCAAGUAAUUCAUACUACGAUUCAGAGUACACCUAUUAUGAGACUCUGGGUACCCAGCAGCCGUCGUCAUUGCAUUGUCAGAUCUCCUGCUGCCUCGUCACACACCCGUCUGAUGUUCCAGCUCCAGCAUGUAACUGGAACGACAUGUCUCAGCAGUCUUGGCCUCAGGUCAUCCCCGAUGUCUCGUCGGGUCACUCUGUGCAAAAUGAAUCGCCCCAUUUCUACUCGGUCUUACCGCCACCGAGGAACAGCAAAGGUCGCAAGAAGCUCCGACUUUAUGAGUACCUCCACGAGGCCCUGAACAACCCCAACAUGGGCGACUCAAUCCAGUGGACAGACAACGGCAGCGGCACCUUCCACUUCAUCUCCAAGAACAAGGAGAAGCUGGCCGAGUGCUGGGGCCAACGCAAGGGCAACCGCAAGACCAUGACCUAUCAGAAGAUGGCGAGGGCCCUGAGGAACUACAGCCGCACCGGUGAGAUCAUCAAGGUGCGCCGUAAACUCACUUACCAGUUCAACCCAGAGAUCCUGCACAGGCUGGGCUCCGCGCAGGUGUCCGUGGCGCCGCACUGCCGGCCGGCACAGGAGGAGGGCCACGCCCGGCAGCAGAGCCCGGCCGAGCAGAGCUCCUGCGGCUCGGCGGACUGGCGCAGCUGGUACGGACACUACCAGCUGCAGGAAGACUACGACCUGGCCUCCAGCUUCACGCAGCACAGCGCAGCCAAGCUCUGAGCUGGAGGACGGUUUUAAAAACCUUUUUAAAGUCUGAAAAAAGGUUUACAAAGACUCUCAAACCUUUUCCGGGGCCACUUUCAGUCCCUAUUUAGAGUGUUCAUUUGUAAAUACUCUUUUAUUAUUAUUUUUUGUAUCCAAAGAUUUAAAUAAAAGCCACACAAUUCCAACAAAAAAAUAGUUACAUUUGUCUUGCAGCUCAUGCCAGU